This is a messenger RNA of Marasmius oreades (fairy-ring Marasmius), 636 nucleotides long. RefSeq lists its product as uncharacterized. NCBI's taxonomy places the organism in Eukaryota, Fungi, Basidiomycota, Agaricomycetes, Agaricales, Marasmiaceae. The transcript is spliced from 2 exons. The record is from RefSeq and is a predicted model, not a curated record. Bases 1 to 636 code for a protein of 211 amino acids.
AUGGCAAAUGCACAACUGAUGUUUACCGAACUUGAGAAGCGAAUCGCCGCCUGGAUCCCACCACCUACCCCCGUUAUGUUUUUCCCAGGAGCUUAUGGAUAUCCAGCUUCGUUAUUCUCACCAUCGCCAUUCACAUCCAUACCAAACUUUCCAACAGCCAUCCAUGCAAACAGCUCACAUCCUGCCCCAGUCAUGUCUCAUCAAAUCUGUCCUAGUCGAGGCACAACUGGAAGCAUCGAUUAUUAUGCGCGGGUGGCCUCGAAGUCCACACCACUCCCUAAAGCUCCGUUCAACCUCACUAUACCAAAAAUUUCGAGGCAAAUUCCCACUCAUGAAGCAUGGAAGCAGGUAAUUAAAGAUUGGGACGAGCCCGAUGAAAGCCGUGGUUUAACGGUUGCAUUAAAAGAUUGGGAGGAGGAGUGGUACAAGAAUCCGAGUGUCGCAGCUCUGUACCAUGCUAGACAGAAGAUCGCACUGGAAUUUAUUGGCCCGUUUGACCGAAACAUUGAAGAAUUCUGCAAAGCUUAUCCUGGAUACGAACGUGGAAUUUCAGCUCUGCAUGAUGCUAUUCAUGCAAAACAGAAAGCAGCCAGCUUCGUCAAAUCUCGAUACAGCAAAUACCAAAGGGAGGUUUGA